AUGGUAGAUCGGUACACCCGCUGGCCAGAAGCCGUACCCAUUAGCGACCAGGAAGCAGCAACCGUGGCACGAGCUUUUUACGACACAUGGAUCGCACGAUUCGGCACCCCGCUACGAAUAACCACCGACCAAGGAACCACUCAUUUGAGAACUACAGCCUACCACCCCUCAGCCAACGGAAUGGUUGAACGCCUACACCGACAGUUAAAAGCGGCAAUCAUGUGCCACCAGAAUAAUCGCUGGACUGAAGCCCUAUCCACCGUCAUGCUCGGCAUUCGAGCGGCAUGGAAAGAAGACUUCCAGGGUUCCUCCGCGGAGCUCGUAUAUGGCCAACCUCUCCGCCUGCCCGGUGAAUUCCUAGGCAUCCCACGCGACGAAAACAGCGCAGACAACAGCACCCCAAACUUCGUCAAAGAGUUACGUCAACACGUGCGUAACUUGAAGCCAUGUGAGGGAACACGACAUGGAACAAAGAAGACCUUCAUUUUUAAAGAUCUCGCCACGUCCGAACAAGUUUUUGUACGCCACGACGGUCCCAAGCAGCCGCUUCAACAGCCAUACGACGGUCCGUACAGAGUCGUAAGGCGAUCGGCGAAAACGUUCGUCGUCAACAUCAAGGGUCGAGAUGUCACCGUUUCCAUAGACCGGCUCAAACCCGCGUACAUACUCAGUGACGACACGCCCACGUCAGAGUUUGGCCGCGACACUACGAGGACGACGCCCACAACAGACGAACCAGCGCCCUUCGCAGAUCAACCCCACGACGACGACGAGAUGCCAGCUUCCACAACGACGAGGACCACGAGGUCAGGAAGACGGGUGCGCUUCCCUGAGCGCCUGCAAAGCGGUUUUUCAUAA
Molecule: messenger RNA, 858 nt
Organism: Zophobas morio
Lineage: Eukaryota; Metazoa; Arthropoda; Insecta; Coleoptera; Tenebrionidae
Exons: 2
Coding region: 1-858 (285 amino acids)
Molecular function (GO): nucleic acid binding
Source: RefSeq, a predicted model, not a curated record